AUGUCGUACCUCGAAGAAUUGUUCGGCCUGAAGGGCAAGACCGCGCUGUACGUCUUUCCCCCUCUUCCCGUUCUGCCCCUCGCGCUCGCUAUCACCGGAGCGACCCGCGGCAUCGGCGCCCGUAUGGCUCUUGCUCUAUCAAAAGCAGGCGCAGAUAUCAUCCUCGUCCAGCGGAACGACACCAACACGGCCACGAAAGAGCUUUUGGAGAAGGAGGGCGGAGGGGGCAAGGCAGAUAUUGUGGUGUGCGACCUGAGCAGUAAGGAGGAUGUUGGCGGGUUGAUUGCGAAAGUGACGGGAGAGAUGGGGCGGGUAUUGGAUAUCGUGGUCAACUGCGGUGGUAUUCAGCGCAGACACCCCGUCGAGAACUUCCCAGAUGACGAUUUCCAAGAGGUUCUUCAAGUCAACAUGAACACUGUGUUCCAGAUCACUCGGGACGCCGGACGACACAUGCUCAGUACACGAGGCGGGGUCGCGGGCGAGCCUGUUCCGCAGGGAGGCGCAAAUGGGAACCCCAGGGGCUAUGGGAAGAUCAUCAACAUCUCGAGUUUGGUAGCUUACCAGGGCGGUCUCAACGUCGUCGCUUACGCUGCGGCGAAGCAUGGUGUUCAGGGGAUGGUCAAGUCCUUCUCGAACGGGUGGGCGAGCAAGGGGGUUUGCGUGAAUGCUAUCGCUCCAGGGUACAUUGCGACCGACAUGAACGAAGCCCUCAUUGCCGACCCCGUCCGUUCUCGCCAGAUCCUCGAGCGUAUACCUGCCGCUCGAUGGGGAACACCUACCGACUUUGAAGGCGCGAUCGUCUUCUUGGCCAGUAAGGCGAGUGACUAUGUCAGCGGAGAGUGUCUGGUUGUUGACGGUGGAUGGAUGGGCAGUGGGUUGCUUCGUCUCCUCGUGUUAUGA
Molecule: messenger RNA, 900 nt
Organism: Dioszegia hungarica
Lineage: Eukaryota; Fungi; Basidiomycota; Tremellomycetes; Tremellales; Bulleribasidiaceae
Exons: 5
Coding region: 1-900 (299 amino acids)
Molecular function (GO): oxidoreductase activity, acting on the CH-OH group of donors, NAD or NADP as acceptor
Source: RefSeq, a predicted model, not a curated record